AUGCCGCUGUCGGCGCGGCCGUUGGAGACCCUGUUGGAGCAGCAGUCGGCGCGGCAGUUGGACAGCCCAGUGGUGCAGCCCACGCGGCAGCCCCGGCGACGCUGCGACCCUGAGGCGACGGCGGUCAGCGGCAAGGAAGCUGGGAAGAAGCGCUCGAAGCUUGGCGAGAUGAUUCAGACCAGGAUCACGGGCCAGAUGCUGCCGACCGCGGGCGCUCCCAGUUCCUCGAUUGGUGGACAGGCUGGCUCGGACGAGAAGGCGGUGCUGCGCGCGCUGGCGAACUACCUUCGCAAGAAGGGGCCCGGCGACCCGCUCGACGGCGACGAGGGGCAGAUUGUUGGAGAGAGGCCUGCCGCCGCGAAGAGGCUCGCCUACAAGCGCAUCGCGCAUGGGGCGCCGGGCCGGUUAGCUGAGAUGGAGAUGGAGAAUAUGGCCCAGUACCUGGACAUAGACGAACGGGACGACGACGCUUCCCAGGUCAGAGCCGUCGCGGCGAAGUUCCUCUUGAGGGCGCUGCGACCCGCUCACACGGUCGAGGAGAUUGGCGAGGACAGGUGCAGGGAGCUGCGGGCGCUGUGCGAGUGCGCCGACCUGAUCGUCAAGGGCAGGCCUGUGCACGCGCUGGACUACAACUUCUGCAGGAUCAAAGCGCUGCAGAUGGCGAUCAGGGACGGCCGCGCGCGAACGGCGAAGUGGUUCGAGCCGAUCCCUCCCGACAGCGGAGGCCUCAGCUUGUCGUUUGAGGGCGAGGAGGUGGUUGCCGGCAUCGAGGCGGCGGAGGUCAGGGCGGCCCAGCUGCUGGGGAAGCUGGGCGGCCGCGGCUCGGACAUUGGCCGGGGUGGAUUCACUGGAUCGCCGCCUUGCCCCGAUGGCCACCGCCAUGGCGGGGGCCCGGGCCCCGGAGACUCGCCCAUUGUGAACAUCGCCAUGCCGGCCCCUGCAGCUGGACUACGAGAUCGAAAUGGACUGCGCCCUCCCGCUGGCCGCCAGAGGUUGGCGCUGGCCGAGCCGACGGCACCGCCGCCGGAGAGCGCCUUGCCAGCGCUGACAGACUUCCAGGGCCCCCAAGCGGUGGACGCGUCGCUCUUGUCAGCGCGGGUUUCGGCUCGGGCGAGCAUGCCCCGCGCCGAGGGGAAGAGCAGGAAGCAGCUCAAGAAGAGGUGCGUGACAGCAGAGGUCAGGGCGGAGCAGCUGCCGCGCGGCGCCGCGCCCUGCGGGGCAGUGGCGUCGCCUUUCCGCGCCGUGCCCGACGCGGCGGAGGCGCGCGGGGCUGCCGACGCCGUGCCCUGCGGGGCGGUGGCGUCAGCUCGGCAGCCCGCUGGCGCCGUGCCCUGCGGGGCGGCGGCGCCCCCCCUCCGCGCCGGGCCCACUGUGGCGGCGGGGCAGGGGGGCGCUGACGCCGCGCCAUUCGGGGCGGGGGCGUCGGCGGAGCAGCCCGCAGCGGCCUCGACCCUGAGCCAGUGGAAAGCUGCUGCUUCUCCCCGCCUAUGCCGCUCGAGAGGCUCCAAGAUGGCAGCGCUGGAGAUCGGCUUCGGGAUCCUCAUCAACGCGCGAAGGAGCAAGAUCGACGAGUUCCUGAUGAGAUGUCCCAAGGGCGUCGCGCCACAAUUGUCGGCGUCCGGCGUUGGGCGCGAUGCGUUGCCACUACCAGUGAGGGGGCCGACGCCCCUACUUGCUUGGGAACGAGAAAUGAAGAACAAAGGUCUGCUCAACGAGGAAGGAUCCCCCGUCAAUCUAGAGAGGUGGACGAAACCCCUGAGGGUUGAAGCCCAGGAGAUCGCCAGACAGGUCUGGACCUUCCUCGGCGUCAUGGGCCUUAACUACUUGUACUUGGGCCAUCUCAGUAAGGACCUGUUGAAGAGUCGGACCAGCUACAACCUCGACGAGGACUGCUGGCCCCUGCCGCUCAACUUUCUGGAGCUCGGGCCGGGGCCCCCGAAGGCCGAGGACAUCAGACGCCUGGACGUCCUCGAAUGCGCGGGGCCGGACCUGCAGGACCUGCUCACGAAUACCUCGCCGGGGCCGGUGGAGGUCCUGCCCUGGAGCGGGGGCGACCAGAAGGGUGCCUUCAUGCAUCGCAUCCCGGAGCCUUGGUUGGGCUAUAUGACGGCGUGCACUCCUGUUCCUGGCCGCGUCUUAGGGAUAAAUGCGAAGGAGGUCUGGCUGGCCAUGGCGGCGCCCCCCAUGGGCUGGGUGCGCAGCGUGGCCAUCUUCCAGAGCAUCCACUGGAGAGCUCGCAUGAGAGAGAGCUACCGACGCAACGCCAUCCCCAUCAGCGAGACCAAGGCCAACCAGCGCCAAGUCCUUGUCACCUGGAUGGGGGUCGAGGUCGACGUGGUCGCUGGUCGGGCGGCCAACAACCGAGAGAAGAACGUGCAGCUGUACAGGCUCACCCUGUGGCUGCCCACCAGGGACCACUCGCUGGGGAAUCAGCUACUGACCCUCAUGGGCCGCUGGAUUCGUGCUCCACAUUUCCGACGGCCGUUAUUCGGAGUCUUCAAUGCCGCGUGGGAGGCGAUUGGUUCGGGCCGGACUGCCCUCCCGCGGGACUGCCUGGACGAGUUGAUGCACGCGUGUUCGCUGCUGCCGCUGGCCUCGUCGAACCUGAGGGCGAGGACCACGGGGAUCGUCUCCUGCUCCGAUGCCAGCGAGGACGGCGCCGGCACGUGCACCGCCGUGGGGCUGGCCGACGGAGCGGGGCCCUUCCUGAACAGCUUGGGGAGCCCCGAGACUUGGGCCUACCGCGUCGCCGGGUACUUCGGCAAGUGCGUGGUCGAGCUGCCGCUGGAGCCCUGCGCCUUCCGAAGCGUAAGGGUCCUGCACUUGGUGGACUCGCAGGUAGUGGCCUCCAUUUUGACUCGUGGGCGCACAUCCUCGGCCAAGCUGCGAGGACUGGCACGCCAGUACGCAGCCAUCGUCGUGAGCUCGGACUUGCACGUUGGCAUCGGUUACAUCAAGACGAAGUUGAACCCGAGUGAUCGGCCAUCAAGAUAA
Molecule: messenger RNA, 2994 nt
Organism: Prorocentrum cordatum
Lineage: Eukaryota; Dinophyceae; Prorocentrales; Prorocentraceae
Source: the annotation of a GenBank genome assembly